UCUAUUGAGUCUCAUGCAGGCAAGAUCUUGGUGUAUCCAGUAGAUGGCAGCCAUUGGCUCAACAUGAACAUACUUCUUCGACAGCUCCACCAGCGGGGACACACUCUGACCGUAAUCCGCUCCUCCAUGAGCUGGUACAUCCCAGAGCAAACCCCACACUACUCCUCCAUUACGAUCCCCCUCUCCCAUGCCAGCAGCCUGGAGGACCCUCAGUACAUGGCAUCUUUCCUCAAGAGGAACUUGGAUAUACGCAGAGGAGAUGUGUCCAUUCUGGCUUUCAUUGCCUUGCAGCAGGAGACCCUGUCUAUGCUGUCAGAUGCUCAUCAUUCCAGUGUGGAGAUGGUGCGGGUCAUCCUGGAGAACUCCAGCCUGGUGGAGAAACUGAAGGAGACACACUUUGACCUAAUGCUGACUGAUCCUGGCUUUGCAGGUGGAGUGGUGCUAGGGCAGUACCUGGGAUUGCCCACGGUAUUCAAUGUCCGCUGGAUCACCAAUGCAGAGGGCCAUUUUGCAAUUGCACCCUCACCGCUCUCCUACAUCCCCACCAUUGGUUCCCACGUGUCUGACCACAUGAGCUUCCUCAACAAGCUGAAAAAUCUCCUGCAUUACGGGAUUGGUGUAUAUAUUGAUCUUGUCAUCACAAGACCCCUCUACCAAGAAGUAUGUGACAAGUUUCUUGGCUCUGACACUAAUGUUUAUUCCCUCAUCCAAGGUGCUGACCUGUGGCUGAUGCGGGUAGAUUUUGUUUUUGAGUUCCCGCGCCCCACUAUGCCCAAUGUGGUGUACAUGGGCGGCUUCCAGUGCCAGCCAUCUCAGCCCCUGCCUGCAAAGCUGGAAGAGUUUGUUCAGAGCUCUGGGGAGCAUGGGGUCGUGAUCAUGUCUCUAGGAACACUGCUUGGAAGCCUCCAACCUGAAAUGGCAGAAGUCAUUGCCUCAGCUUUUGCCCGCCUGCCUCAGAAGGUGGUGUGGAGGCACUUGGGGGAGAGGCCCUCCACCCUCGGCAACAACACCCUGCUGCUGGACUGGCUGCCUCAGAAUGACCUGCUGGGACACCCCAAGACCCGUGCCUUCGUCACACAUGGGGGCACCAACGGCAUCUAUGAGGCUAUCUAUCAUGGCGUGCCCGUUGUGGGGCUUCCACUCAUCUUUGAUCAGUUUGACAACAUGGUGCGUCUGGAGGCCAGGGGUGCGGCACGGGUCCUGGAGGUGACAGCUCUGGAUGUAGAGUCCCUGACCCAAGCUCUUCUGGAUGUCCUGGACAAAAAAAAGCCCUACAGGGACAAUAUGCGCAGACUGUCCAAACUGCACCACGACCAGCCUCUUAAGCCCAUGGACAGCGCCAUCUUCUGGCUGGAGUUUGUCAUGAGGCACAGGGGUGCAGCACAUCUGCGCACAGAGUCUUACAGGAUGCCCUGGUAUGCCUACCACAAUGUGGAUGUGCUGGCUCUACUACUCACUGCUGCAACUGCCAUCCUGCUGUUCCUCUGGGUGACCUGCAAGUGUCUAUGUCGGAGCCUCUGCAGGAGGAGAAAGGUCAAACUGCAGUAA
Molecule: messenger RNA, 1548 nt
Organism: Megalops cyprinoides (Indo-Pacific tarpon)
Lineage: Eukaryota; Metazoa; Chordata; Actinopteri; Elopiformes; Megalopidae
Gene: ugt5e1
Product: UDP glucuronosyltransferase 5 family, polypeptide E1
Exons: 1
Coding region: 64-1548 (494 amino acids)
Molecular function (GO): UDP-glycosyltransferase activity
Source: RefSeq, a predicted model, not a curated record